AUGGCUCCUGCUGGCCACCCAAGCAGCGCCAAGCGCAAACGCAGUGCUCCCUCUGAGAAGGUUACCAAGCGUCAGCGUGCCGCCUCUAGCGAAGAUGAGGAAGACCCGAAUGCUCCCAUUCUCCUCAUGGAACAGGAAAUUCUCGAGUCCAAGAAGAACUACAACAAUAUCGCUCUGCUUCUGCAAAAGGCGACCAAGUCUGCGUCUGGCAACCCAGAGUCCAUGCUCGCUACCGUUGCCCUGUGUCGCAUCUUCAUGAGAUUUUUGGCGCAAGGCUCUCUUGUAUCGAAAAAGUCUCUCUCGGAAAAAGAGAAGGUUGUCGUUGCAUGGCUGCGAGACCAGUAUAGCCAGUUCAAAGACGUCCUGCUGGAUCUGCUCAGGGAGGACGAUGUUGCCGCCACUGCCCUCACGCUGUGUAUGCGGAUACUGAAAGCGGAAGGUGAAUAUCUAAGGGACAAGUCAGAUUAUGCAUUUCCUCGCGAUUUCAUGGCGAAUAUUGUCAAGAACAUUAUUACGAGUGAGAACGACGACAUCCGCAAGAUCUACAUUGAAGAGUUUGCCGAGCAGUAUGAUGACAUCCGCUACUAUACGUUUGCCUGUGUUGCUUCCGUCAUCAAGGAUCUCUCAAAAGACAGUGAUCACAAGUCGAGGCUAUUUGAAAGUGCCUUCGCUCUCAUCUCCGUUCUCGAUGGCGUACCAGGAUCAGCAGACGAGUUGGAGGACUUUUACAUUCACAAGCCGGAAAAGAAAUCGCACUCUCUGCGGCAACCUGGUCAGCACAAGAAGCAAGCCCAGGACGCCUGGUUUGCUCUGAUGAACAUUAUCGAAACCAACGACCAACGCAAGCGCGUGCUGGCGCUCAUCUCAGAUGUGAUUGCGCCGUGGUUUUCUAAGCCUGAGAUGCUCUCAGACUUCCUAACAAGUUGCUACGAUACCAGCGGAUCUAUCGCACUUCUGGCCUUGUCUGGUGUCUUCUACCUGAUCCGGGAGCGUAAUCUCGACUACCCGUCUUUCUACCCCAAGCUGUACUCGCUCCUCGACAGCCAAAUCCUCCACUCCAAACACCGAGCGCGAUUCUUCCGACUCGUGGACACAUUCCUCGGCUCGACGCACUUGCCCGUCGCCCUCGUUGCCAGUUUUUUGAAACGACUGGCUCGCCUGUCCCUAAACGCGCCUCCAAGUGCCGUGGCCUUUGCCAUUCCUUGGAUUUAUAACAUGCUCAUGAAGCACCCAUUGUGCACCUUUAUGCUUCAAAGAGAAACCACAGACGAAGAGGCAAAGAAGCAAUUAAGGGAUCACGGCCUGGAGGACCCUUUUCUGGCCGACGAGAAGGACCCGAUGAAGACCAAUGCCAUCGAUAGCAGCUUAUGGGAACUUGUCCAGAUGCAGUCGCACUACCACCCCAACGUCGCCACGAUUGCAAAGAUUGUGUCGGAGCAGUUUACCAAGAACUCGUACAACAUGGAAGACUUCUUGGAUCACUCUUAUGCCAGCUUAUUGGGGGCUGAGAUGGACAAGGAAGUUAAGAAGGCGCCAGUUGUCGAGUUCCACAUCCCCAAGAAGAUCUUCCUGCCGCAGGAACAAGAAUCAGGGGUCCCUGAUAGUCUCUUGGUGAAGCUCUGGGAUUUCGAAACUGUCGAUGCCUGGUGGGUCUAG
Molecule: messenger RNA, 1656 nt
Organism: Cordyceps militaris CM01
Lineage: Eukaryota; Fungi; Ascomycota; Sordariomycetes; Hypocreales; Cordycipitaceae
Product: nucleolar complex protein 4
Exons: 2
Coding region: 1-1656 (551 amino acids)
Biological process (GO): ribosome biogenesis
Cellular component (GO): small-subunit processome; Noc4p-Nop14p complex; nucleolus
Source: RefSeq, a predicted model, not a curated record